Messenger RNA from Penicillium canescens, 1477 nucleotides. Its product is annotated as syntaxin. Lineage: Eukaryota; Fungi; Ascomycota; Eurotiomycetes; Eurotiales; Aspergillaceae. Gene Ontology annotation, biological process: exocytosis; vesicle fusion; intracellular protein transport. The record is from RefSeq and is a predicted model, not a curated record. The transcript has 5 exons. The coding region runs from base 220 to 1200 and encodes 326 amino acids. Gene Ontology annotation, molecular function: SNAP receptor activity; SNARE binding. Gene Ontology annotation, cellular component: endomembrane system; plasma membrane; SNARE complex.
CGAAAAUCCAAUAAAAUAGGGGGAUCCCAAUUGAUUUGGACAUCCCUUUUAUUACUCUGACGUUUAUUCUUUAUUCUUUAUUCCUUAAUUUCCUUAAUCUUUAAUCUUUCUGUUAUUGGUCUACCGCUGGCGCUUCUGCCACUCUCCACAUCUCCCGUCUCACCCUUCCCUCCUUCAUCUUCCCCCUUUGUACCUUACUACACAACACAUUCUGCAAUCAUGAGUUACCAGAGCUUGGGGGAUAACAACCAAGGGGGCUACGGCCAGUACAACCCAUACGGCAGCCAGCAGCAGAAUCCCUAUGGCAGCCAGCAGCAGGGCUAUGGAUAUGGUGGUGGCUACGGCCAGGCCGGUGCUGUGGAGACUGGAAACGGUGGCUACGAAAUGUCCAACAUGAACCAGCCCUCCGGUGGCGGGCCGACUGCAAUUCUGAACAAGUGCAAGGAACUCAACGAAGGUAUCGCCGAGUUGACCACAAAGCGCGAGACCCAGCUGGCCCACGCCCAAAAGGCCCUGCUGGACUCGAGCACCGGAAAGGAGGACCAGGCUUCGCGUCAGACACUCGACUACAUUGAAGAUGAGAUCAACACUGCGCUGCGCUACCUGCGCGAUCAGUUCAAGCGCAUCAAGGAGACCCCCGGAUCGGGCGACAGCCGUGUGUCGGGCCAGGUCGAGAACGUCAGCCGCAACCUCCGCCGUGAGAUCGAGCAGUACCAGCGCACACAGAGCGACUUCCAGAAGCGUCUGGAGGAGCAAGUGCGCCGCCGAUACGAGAUCGCCAACCCCGAGGCUACCCCCGAGGAGUUGGAGCAGGGUGUGCAAAACGUCCUGAUGGGUCAAGAGCAGAGCUUUGUGGUUCCCGGUACCCGUACUCGCCAGGCCAACGAUGCCCGCCAGGCCACUCUCCAGCGUUCCGCCGCCAUCCGUAAGAUCGAACAAGACCUCAUCGCACUCAGCGAGCUGUACAACGAAGUCGCCGAGCUGGUACACCAGCAGGAGCCCGCCGUUGCGCAAAUCAACCAGGGCGCCGAGGAGACGCACCGCAACGUCGAGCAAGCCAACACCAAGUUGGACAGCGCCAUCCAGAGCGCAAAGAACGCUCGGCGUUGGAAGUGGUAUGCGUUGAUCAUCGUUAUCAUCAUCAUUGCCAUUGUUGUCGGUGUCGCCGUCGGUGUCGUCGAGUCCAACAAGAAGAACUGAUCUAUUCCCUGUACGACCGGCCUCAUCUUCCCUUUGUCUUUCCCCUUGUUGUUAUACCACCACCCUCGCAUUUUCUUCUCUCUUGUGUAAAAGCAAUGCCUUCAAAUCGUGCUUUCCUUUUGUCUUUGCUUAGCUGUUCGUGUUGUACAGCUGCCCGCGCCCACCCCUCUUGGUCGCUGCGCAUGGAUGUAUAUACUAGAUUGUUUUCUCUGUUGGCUCCUGUUUGGCGCUAGAAUCUAUGUAAUACCGUCUAAUAAUUGAUUUCUUUGUGUAUGUG